AUGGAAACUGAACUAGUUAAUGCCAAGAUACAUAGCAACACUCUGAAAGGGCGGUUGACUGAGCAAAAUCAUGCUUGCGAGGAUCGAAGUCAACGAGAUGAGUGGAUGGUACUGCCUCCAGACUCAACUGGAAGGGCUUCAAGGGUGGAUCCAACUAAAUUAAGAAGUCGAAAGUUUCAAAGUGGAAGAUCGGCACCGAGUUCCCAAUCAGGAGGAAUAGAUUCGUCUUGGACGGAAACACCAGAGGAAAAAAUCAAACGUUUACAAGAUAAAGUCAUGGGUGUCAGCACAGGCACACUUGGUACAUACAAUGGUCAAGUAACUCGACCUGCCAGGUUAUCACAGGCUAUGCAGGAGAGAAUCCACAAGUACAACGAUAAAAAACAGAAAUCUAAUGCAGCUGGAAAUGUAUCACAACCUCUUCAGCCGUGUAAAAAGGGCAAUGAGGACGAUCCUAGCACUCGCCCCUUUGAUAAAGAAAAGGAUAUGGCCAUCUCCUCUAAGAUAACCAACUCACAACGUCGGGAGGUGAUUAAUAAGGCCGCUGACUUCGGCUCUCGAUUCAGUAAGGGAAAUUAUUUAUAA
This is a messenger RNA of Aspergillus pseudonomiae, 585 nucleotides long. Its product is annotated as GPALPP motifs-containing protein 1. The transcript is spliced from 2 exons. NCBI's taxonomy places the organism in Eukaryota, Fungi, Ascomycota, Eurotiomycetes, Eurotiales, Aspergillaceae. The coding region runs from base 1 to 585 and encodes 194 amino acids. The record is from RefSeq and is a predicted model, not a curated record.